AUGGCAACAACAACAAUUGAUGGUAUAUCAAUACAUGAAGUUUUAAAAAUGGAACGGAUUGGUGCACAUUCACAUAUUCGUGGUUUGGGUCUCUCAUCGAAUUUGGAGCCAAGCCGAAUUGCAGAUGGUUUAGUUGGUCAACUUGAGGCUCGUAAAGCUGCUGGUCUCAUUGUUAAAAUGAUUCAGGAUGGUAAAAUAUCUGGUCGAGCCGUUUUAAUAACUGGGGAACCGGGCACAGGAAAGACUGCGAUUGCUAUGGGGAUUUCGAAAGCAUUAGGUGAAGAUGCUCCUUUCGUUACUAUAUCCGCCUCGGAAGUUUUUUCAAUGGAUAUGAGUAAGACAGAAGCUUUAAUGCAAGCAUUUCGCAAAGCAGUUGGCGUACGUAUAAAGGAAGAAACGGAGGUGUUGGAAGGUGAAGUAGUUUCGAUUGAGAUUGAUAGGCCAGCAACUGGAGGUGGUGCAAAAAUCGGUCGGUUGACUAUGAAAACUACUGAUAUGGAAACAAUUUACGAUUUAGGUAACAAAAUGAUCGAAAGUUGUAUCAAACAGAAAGUGAGUGCUGGUGAUGUCGUACAGAUCGAUAAAGCAUCAGGGAGGAUAACCAAGAUAGGGCGAGCAUUUUCACGAUCCCAAGAUUAUGAUGCUAUGGGACCACAAAUAAGAUUCGUUCGUUGCCCAGAUGGUGAAAUACAAAAACGAAAAGAAACUGUACAUACGGUAGCUCUACACGAAAUCGAUGUAAUUAAUUCUCGCACUCAAGGAUUUCUUGCACUUUUCUCGGGCGAUAUAGGUGAAAUAAAAAAUGAAGUUAGAGAACAAAUUAACAAAAAGGUAGUUGAAUGGCGUGAAGAAAAUAAAGCUGAAGUUGUGCCAGGCGUAUUGUUCAUUGAUGAGGUUCAUAUGCUCGAUUUGGAAUGUUUCUCAUUUCUAAAUCGUGCCAUAGAAGCCGAUUUAUCACCUAUUUUAGUUAUGGCAACAAAUCGAGGCCAUGAGUAUAUUCGAGGAACUCAGUUGGUCUCUCCUCAUGGAAUCCCACUUGAUUUGUUGGACAGGUCGUUAAUAGUGCGAACACAUCCUUAUUCAGAAAAGGAUUUGGAAGAUAUAUUACGUAUUAGAUCGUGCGAGGAAUCGGUCGAAAUUGAAGCCGAUGCGCUUUCAAUUCUAACGAUGCUUGCAAUGAAAACGUCUUUACGCUAUGCAAUGCAAUUGAUUUCUACUGGUAAUAUUUUACGAGAACGAAGACGUGGUGAUAAGGUGACGCCCGAUGAUCUCAAAAAAGUUUAUACUCUAUUUAUUGAUCAGAAGAGAAGUGAAAAAUUCCUCAAAGACUUCCAAAAUUAUUUUAUAAAUGAUUAA
Molecule: messenger RNA, 1356 nt
Organism: Dracunculus medinensis (Guinea worm)
Lineage: Eukaryota; Metazoa; Nematoda; Chromadorea; Rhabditida; Dracunculidae
Source: the annotation of a GenBank genome assembly